Molecule: messenger RNA, 1226 nt
Organism: Malaya genurostris
Lineage: Eukaryota; Metazoa; Arthropoda; Insecta; Diptera; Culicidae
Product: chitinase-3-like protein 1
Exons: 4
Coding region: 21-1178 (385 amino acids)
Biological process (GO): chitin catabolic process; carbohydrate metabolic process
Cellular component (GO): extracellular region
Molecular function (GO): chitin binding; chitinase activity
Source: RefSeq, a predicted model, not a curated record
GUUCUACUGUUUGAUUCAAGAUGAGUGUUAGGUGCAUUUUGGGUGCGAUAGUUCUGCUGGGAUUGUCCUGUGUUGUGAUUUCUCAAAAACCUUUACUUUGUUACUACGGCACUUGGGCGCAUUACCGCUCCGGCAGAGGGCAAUUCAAAAUUGAAGAUAUUGAUCCAUGGGUAUGCAGCCAUGUAAUAUACUCUUUCCUUGGAAUCAAUGAAGAUGGAACUAUAGCAAUAUUGGAUUAUUGGUUGGAUGUAGAAUUGGAAAAUAUGAAAAAGUUCAAUGAGCUGAAAAAUACAAACUCCAAUUUGAAAACUUUGGCCGCAAUCGGUGGCUACAGCGUAGGAUCGGAAACGUUUUCUAGGGUUGCAGCCAAUCCUGACUUGAGAUGGCGAUUUGCGGAAUCUGCGAGAGAUUUCUGCUUUCAGUACGGGUUUGAUGGAGUGGACAUCGACUGGGAGUAUCCGGGACAGCGUGGCGGCGAUGAAUAUAACGAUAGAGCCAAUUUCGUGCACAUGCUUUCCGAUCUGAAGCAGGUGCUAUCGGCAAGUGGGUUGAUCCUUACAGCAGCAGUUGGAGCUCCUCAGCAUCUUGCAGAAAUAUCUUACGACAUUCCUGGUGUAUCGCAACACGUUGAUUUCAUUAAUCUGAUGACUUACGACUAUAACGGUGCUUGGACCGAUGUUACGGGACACAACGCUCCGCUUUACGAUGGUCCUUCGGAUACAUCAGAUUUCCAAAGAACUUUAAAUGUACACCACAGUGUUACGUAUUGGUUGCAACAGGGAGCAUCAAGCAAUAAAUUGAUAGUUGGUAUUCCAAUCUACGGUAGGACCUUCACUUUGCAGAGCUCUGAUAACUAUUGGCUUCGUGCGGGUUCCAGCGGAGCAGGUUUACCUGGACAGUACACGAACGAAGCUGGAUCGUUGGCAUAUUUUGAAAUCUGUCCAUUCUUUACACGAAGAUGGGUUCGCCACUGGGAGGAUAACCAGAAAAUUCCGUUCGGAGUAACGGGAGAUCAGUGGAUUGGAUACGACGAUGUUGACACUACAUAUAUUAAGUGCGACUACAUACAUCAGCACGGUUUGGCUGGAGCUAUGGUGUGGUCCAUUGAACAGGAUGAUUUCCACGGUUACUGCGGUUCAACUAAUCCAAUUUUGACUACGCUUCGAAACUGUCUGUAAUAAAAUGUACUGAUGAUUAAACGAUUAAAGUUUUAACGCAAAAUGAGA